Penicillium paradoxum is the source of this 1848-nucleotide messenger RNA. RefSeq names its product protein phosphatase 2A structural subunit TPD3. The record is from RefSeq and is a predicted model, not a curated record. Gene Ontology annotation, cellular component: cytoplasm; protein phosphatase type 2A complex. Gene Ontology annotation, biological process: protein dephosphorylation. The coding region runs from base 1 to 1848 and encodes 615 amino acids. NCBI's taxonomy places the organism in Eukaryota, Fungi, Ascomycota, Eurotiomycetes, Eurotiales, Aspergillaceae. The transcript is spliced from 9 exons. Gene Ontology annotation, molecular function: protein phosphatase regulator activity.
AUGGAGGGUCAGAACGAAAAUGACGAGCUCUACCCCAUCGCCGUGCUCAUUGACGAGUUGAAGCAUGACGAUGUCCUACUCAGACUCAAUGCCAUCCACCGUCUAUCUACGAUCGCACUUGCACUUGGGCCCGAUCGCACCCGGGAGGAGCUCAUCCCAUUCCUUGAUGAUUCUGUCGAGGAUGAGGAUGAGGUUUUGACCGCGCUGAGUGAAGAGUUGGGCAAUUUCACAGAAUAUGUUGGGGGUCCGGAAUACGGGCACGUGUUGCUCUCCCCGCUGGAGAAUUUAGCGGCCAUCGAGGAACCGUUGGUGCGGGAGAAGGCUGUUGAAUCCCUUAACAAGGUGUGUGAGCAGCUCUCAGAGGGCCAAGUUGAGGAGCAUUUUGUCCCGCUGGUCUUCCGCUUGUCAAAGGCAGACUGGUUCACCUCGAAGGUCUCUGCGACCGGUCUUUACUCUACACCAUACAAGAAGGCUACCCCAGCGCUGCAACAGAGCCUCCGACAACAUUUUGGAUCUUUGGUACACGAUGAAACCCCAAUGGUGCGACGACAGGCGGCGAACAAUCUGGCCAAGUUUGUGAAGGAAAUGCAAAGCCAGGUCGUCAUUGAUGAAAUAAUUCCUCUCUUCCAAUACUUGGCGAGUGACGAUCAGGACAGCGUUCGUCUACUUACGGUUGACAUUCUCAUUGCGAUUGCGGAGGAAAUCCCUAAGGAACAGCAACCCAGCCAUGGUGUCCUGUUGACUUCGCUGCGGAAUCUGUUUGAGGACAAGAGCUGGAGAGUCCGAUACAUGGUUGCUGAUCGAUAUGAAAAGAUCGCUAAAGCUGUCCAUGAAGAGGUUGUCACCCGCGACAUGGUGCCCGCCUUUGUUAAGCUUCUUAAAGAUACAGAGGCCGAAGUUCGCACUGCAAUUGCUGGCCAGAUUCCUGGUUUCUGCAAUUUGAUCGAUCGCGAGACUCUGCUCAAUGAGAUUAUGACUAGUGUGGAAGAUCUUGUCUCAGACCCCUCUCAGCAUGUCCGGGCAUCUCUCGGUACACAGAUCAGCGGGCUUGCACCUAUCCUAGGCAAGGAGGAGACUAUUUCCCACCUGCUUCCCAUGUUCCUUCAAAUGCUCAAGGAUGAGUUCCCCGAUGUGAGACUGCACAUCAUCUCGAAGCUCGAACAAGUUAACAAAGUCAUUGGUAUUCAACCUCUCUCUCAGUCUCUUCUCCCAGCUAUCGUUCAACUAGCUGAGGAUAAGCAAUGGCGUGUGCGCCUUGCCAUCAUUGAAUAUAUCCCGCUCCUUGCUAGUCAACUUGGAGUCGAGUUCUUCGAUGAGCAGCUGAGCGAUCUCUGCAUGGGCUGGCUAGGCGAUACUGUCUUCUCGAUCAGAGAGGCAGCCACCGAGAACCUGAAGAAACUAACAGAGGUGUUUGGUGUUGAGUGGUCAAAAGCUUCUAUCAUCCCUAAGGUGAUGGCCAUGGGUCAACACCCUAACUACCUCUACCGUAUGACAACAUGCUUUGCCGUUUCUACUCUUACUCCCGUUGUCAACCUCGAAAUUAUUGAGAACUCGCUUCUCCCUAUCCUGGAACGCCUAGUGACGGAUGAAAUUCCCAACAUCCGUUUCAACGUGGCCAAAUCUUAUGCUGUUCUUAUCGCUACACUGCGCCGUCUGCCAGCCGAUAAGACAUUGGUUGAGGUUGAGAAGUCUGAAGAGCCUAUCACGCCAUCCCCCAAGAGCCAAGAGUUGAUCCAGUCAAGGGUUGUUCCCAGCUUGGAAAAGCUCCAGGAGGAUGACGAUGUGGAUGUCCGAUACUUUGCUACGACUGCUGGCGGCAACCAAGACGAGAUGCAAACUUCUCCUUAA